UUCGUGAACAAUUGAAUUCUCCUGCUGACUUGACAGUUGGGGUGCGGUUUUCAAGAAAAAUGACACUAAAAUGACCAAAGAGGACGGGGCAGGUCAAGCAAUUGUGGACGAAGUUAAUGAAGACUCUUCCCAACUCAAAGGGGAGCUUCCACAUAAGAUAUCCGAGGUCAUAACUCUAAAAUCAACUAAAGGUGUGGUAAUGCUAUUCAUUUGUAUUAGGUUGAUAAGUUUAUAGGCUUAGUUGAUAUGUGGCGAGAUCCUAUCGUCCCUAUACUCUUUCCGUAGUAUGUUGUACUGAAUUCGUUGGGCUUUUUCGGAUCAUGGUCUCCCAUCUUCAACAAGUGAUAAGGAUAUCUAGUACUUUCAUAGGUAAUGUUCAUUUCAAAAUUCUGGUACCUUCAAUUGCUGCUGGUGCAAUUAUCGGGAAAGGAGGUGAAGCAAUAACAGAAAUCCAAAACCAAACUUCAGCCAAAGUUAAAAUGUCGAAGGCGAAUGCCUUUUAUCCUGGAACAACUGAACGAGUUUGUUUAAUUGUGGGAACUAUUGAAAGCGUAUUACGUGUUUUCCAGUAUAUUUCUGAGAAAAUCUACGAAAAACCAGAGUCUGUCCCUAAGAUUGGUUGUGAAGGCCGAGUACUUACUGAGAGACAUAAACAAGUCAAGAUUUUGGUCCCCAACAGCACAGCUGGAAUGAUAAUCGGAAAAGGUGGCAGCUUUAUCAAGGAGUUGAAGGAUAUUACUGGAGUAUUUAUUCAAGUAUCUCAAAAGUCGAAGGAGCUUAACUUGGCUGAAAGAUGCGUUACUGUCGCAGGUGAACUCUCACAGACACGUGACGCUAUUGCUCUGAUUUUAAACAAAGAUUGCUGAGGAUCCUCAGUCAUCCAGUUGUCCAAAUA
Schistosoma turkestanicum is the source of this 895-nucleotide messenger RNA. The record is from the annotation of a GenBank genome assembly. NCBI's taxonomy places the organism in Eukaryota, Metazoa, Platyhelminthes, Trematoda, Strigeidida, Schistosomatidae.